Molecule: messenger RNA, 4672 nt
Organism: Anopheles gambiae (African malaria mosquito)
Lineage: Eukaryota; Metazoa; Arthropoda; Insecta; Diptera; Culicidae
Exons: 3
Coding region: 3407-4672 (421 amino acids)
Source: RefSeq, a predicted model, not a curated record
CAAACCCCUCGCCACCAGCUCACUCUCCCAUAUACCCCACCCGUCGUAGGGUAUGCAGUGUGCUCUCUCUCUCUCUCUCCUUCUCUGUAUCUCACGCUAUAUCUCUGUCCACCAAACCACACACCGAUGACCGAAUUUGUCUCGCAGGGGCGAAAGAAAUUUGUUUAAUUUUAGCCAAACACAUCCACCGACGCAACCCUUGGGCUGUUGCAGCGCAGCCAAACCCGCCACAGAGAUGGAAGUGGGUGGGUGGCGGGAAAGCCAUCCAUUCACCGAAUGGUUUUUCUUCCCAUUUUCCGCAUUUGUAUCUUUCGUUUUUUUUUGUGUGUCUCUCGAUUUAAAAAAGGCAUCAACGGUCCGUUGCUUUCCCCUUUUCCCCGCUCCUCUGAACAGUUUUCCUCACUCUACACCUCUCUCUCUCUCUGUCUCUAUCCCUCUCUCACACUCUCUCUCUUUCUCUCUCUGACUCGACUAGCGACAAAUGCGACAAAAAUCCCAGUCAAAUUGUUGCUAACACUCACCCCAUGCCGGGGCCGCCGCAGACAGAAAGCGGCGGCGGCGGCGCAACAACCCCUCGGCAUGACGCGCCGCGGAAAAUUAAGCAUUUUUCCUUCGCUGUUUCGCCCACGAUCGUGUGUAUGACAUUUGCGAGUUGGAUGUGGGGGGUGGUGAAAAGGGCAGUAGACGGCAGCAGCAGGACACACCAAACCAAACCAAUGGGCCGGACCGUGUCGACGUGCCGGUCCAAUUAGUUUCACCAUCACCGGGCGGCCCCUGGACCCAAGAAAGUACGGGAACGUUAUGCCGGCGGCGCGCGGUGCAAAUGAAUGGGGGCCCAGCGGUUGCACUCCCGGCAGCAACAACACCGGCGGUGGUGGGCGUGCAUGCAAUUUAGGUGGCAGUGCGGCGCGACGGUCGCGAUCGGAUCGGAACGGUGGCGCGGGCGAUAUCUGGUGGCGAAAAUAAAGCAGGUGAUCCCAGCAGAAGGAUCACCAAUUCGAGUUUUAACCAUUUUCCGGUAAACUCAAGUGUUUCGACUGUAAUUGUAGUUUACAGGGUAUUCGAGGGGUUGUCAUAGUUGUCGGACACUUCCUUGACUCUUUCUUAUGGGAAAUGAACUGCAAAUGAAGGAUAUUGGACUGUAUGGCAUCGUUUUUGGAGAGACUCCUUGGAAAUUCCUAUUGGAUUUGUCUAACAACAGUGCUAUAGAGUCCAAUUAAGUUCAUUAAGUUCAUUUCGCGUAAGAAAGAGCCAAUGAUGUGUCCAACCGCUAUGAGUACUCCUGGAAAACCUUGUAAUGUUAUGGUUAGAUAGAAAACAAGCAGCAUCCUAUACUGUAAUUAGAACGGUUUGGUAACUCACACUAGUCUAAAAGAAAGACAAAGUACCAAUUAUAGCACUCAAUUUCAUUGUUUAGCUACAAAAAGGUCCAUUUUGCAAGGAAAAUACACUAUAAUCUAGAUCAAUAAAUUACCCAUUCAACAAAUUUGCCAGUACAACACACAGCGCUUGUAACGUUUGUACGACUUUAUGCAUCAUUUUCUGCCGCCUGAGAGCUGAACGAUUGUUCCGAUCCGAUCGACGUGUCGCAUUCGAUUAGUUUUCCCCCGAUCCAUACCCCACCCAGUAACACCCCUCAUACACACAAUCGUACAGAGCGAAUCAAGUUGAUCAAGCUCGCGGUUGUGUUGGUGGUUUCCGUUAAUUGCGAUUACGAUCGCGCGGUGUGUGUUUGGCGGUGUAGCUCGCACGCUUGCACAAGAUGGACGGCGGCGGUUUGUGUGAGUGCGAGCUACCAGGUAAAGCAGGUUCUCUUAUCUUAUCACACCGAAAGAUGGAGUGCAGAGCAUCUUUGAGAGAGGCAAGGCAAAUGAGAGAGAGUGUACUUCGAGCGUCGUUUGUUGCGUUAAUCAAUGCUUAGGCCCAUCGACAACUGUAAGUUGCUCAUCACGCGUGAUUAAUUUUACGCGAUGCCUAUAAACGAAAUGAUGCCGCCGAGGCUUGUUAGGACGCGGUCUCGCCACACGAUCCGUACGCACAUAGAUUAUGCAACAGGGCCUGAGCGGACAAGCGCCCUAGCGCGUAGCCGAAUGCUGCAGAAGAAACACGCGUUGACACCGAUAAACCCGCGCCGUGCGAACACCUUACUCGAUAAUUAGCAAAGGCGCAAACGGUUUGGAAACCACACCAAACGCGCGCGGCGUGUCACCAACACCAACACCUCACAAAAACGUACUGACGCAAUGGGUUCUGCACGGUUCUCCACACCGUCCCGCUAUCCCUUUCCGCGAUCGACGUGUGCAAACUGCGUCAGAGCCGACCGCCCGUGUUCCGUUGUGCCAGCGCAGCACAGCGGACCAAUUAGAGCCCCCCAGCGGCUCUGCAGCGUAGAAUUGAUUCAUUAAACAGCGUCUUUUUAGGGGGGAAGGGUUGUCGUGCUAGUGGCCACUAGUAGCGGCGGACAGCCUCGUUUGCUGGAGUCACGCUGGACCGGACCUUCAAAGGAGAUGCGCUGCAGUCGUGCAGUGGUGGAGUAGAGAGAUCCAGUGCUGCUUCACACACCAUUAGCAUUGCGAUAAAAAUUGCUACACCAAACUAGACGGCGACGACUCCGCGCGCACACACACCCACCCACCGGACGCUGGCUCAUUCGGGGUUUCGGGGACACAUGUCUCGUCUGUCGUGCUAAGUGACCGUGCACACACACACACAUGAGUAUGCACCACCAUCAGGUUAUCUAUGCAAACAGUGCCGACCUUCGUGCCGGAGGAGGUAAAAAUUGGACCAUCUCGCGCACCACAAACACCAUCAUCCUGGGCCGGUGUACGGGUCUUGUUGGAGAAAAAGCGGAGUAUUUUUAUCUACGUUCUACUGCAAGAGCGUUACGGCUGUGCCUCAUGGACACAGGGUGAGAUAUGCGUCAACACGUUAAGCAAGCGCUCAAGGAGUUGCAAGGAACACACUCGUGCACACUGCUGCGCGGACUGCUUAUCGAUCCUGUACGGACAACUAAGUAACAGCUGAGUAUUUCAAUACUUUAGAAUAUUGUUCAACAAACUAUCUACAAUCUUCGCGUUCUUCAAUCUCGAAUCAGACAAAUACGGCAAAAGUCACACUAUCGAUUUCAAUCAUAAAUGCAGCUCCAAUGUAUCUUCCUUUUCCAAGGAUUUCAGAGAUAAUAAUUGCGAUGCACUAUGCCUCAGAGUACUAAAUGUGUUUGCGUAAUUGAAUUCAUUACUCCACAACACUACCACCUGGACUAUUCCGAAAAAAUAUAGCAACAAUUAAACAAACAUUAAACCUUGACGUAUGCAAUUAUAAUCCACACAUUUGAUUAGUGCGAUAACGAACUAAUCAAACUAAUAAGUUGAGUGCAAUUUCCUCUCCGGUUCUUAACUUUCUUACGAUGCAACGACCAUUUGGCAAGAGAAUGUUACGCAAGAUGCAUCACUUGCUCUACCUUUACGCACUGACAAACGUAGCUACUGGCUUUACACUACUAUCGCCACUGCUUUCUCAGAUCGUACAGCGAGAAUGUAACACUCCCGGAAUUGUAGAUCUGCGUGUGUUGUUCGAUUCUUCGCUUGCAGUGGACGGCAUCUUGAAACCUGCCACCAACCAUUCCAACCACUGUACGGGAGCAAUCAUUCUUCAACAGCUAUUCAGCAACGUUUCCUUCGGACAUCAUCUACGCAAAAGCCGACUGAACGUGGUGCAUAUUUCCAACCUCACGGAAAACAAUCUGCAACACAUUGGAGCCUACAUUAAACAGUCCGCCUACUAUGACUGGGGAGCGAAGUAUCUGUUCCAUCUACCUUCACUGACUGCUGAUCAGCUAAGAAACUUCACAGCAAUCGUAACCAUCCUUACCGGACAACGGCUGUACAACAAUCUGUUUGCGAUCAAUCAUAAACAUCUCCUUACCUUUAACGUACUGAACAGCGCCAUUCACCGCCACAAUCAGAUCCGUGCAGCAGUGCAGGACCUAUUCCGGGAUAAGUUCCGCCAAAUGCAUCGCUACCAUCUGGAGGAUCUGAUCGAUGUAGAGAUUUAUCCGUUUCACUUCGUUAUUUACGGAAAAUUUAAGAUAUUCAACCGGGAAGCUUACUUCAUCACCAUGGCCGCCGAUCGGCUUAACCUAUCGAUGGUGGAACGUGAGGAUCAACUAAACUUGGUCUUCAAACAUCAGUUCAAGGAUCACGUAAAGGAAAACAGUAUCAUCGUCACCUACGGUCACAGUGAGGGAGAUUUCCGGCGCAUAUGGACCAACGAUAUGGAAGGUCUGUGCAUAGUGGUUCCGGCUGCGAAUAUUUUAACCAUUUUCAACGACUUCAUCGAUCCUUUCGAUCGGCACAUCUGGCUGCUAUGGUUGGUGUGUAGUGAGCUAACGGCUAUCGUUUGGACGGUUGUUAAGUGCGUUCAAUCUCCCACCGCUAGAACACCGAUCGCGUUCCUCCAGCAGUACGGUGGACUUCACCUGGUUUUGCUGCAGUGUUGCGUCCUUGCACCGCCAGAGCUUAAGCGCAUUCGCAAAGUAGAGCAGCUGCUUCUGUUUUGCUACAUUCUGGCCGUUUUCCACAUCGUCACGGUGAACCAUGGUGGCAGCAGUUCGAUCUGGGCAAAGGAUGCCACCAUACCGGGGUGGGUGAAGGAGACGUUAGGGGCCUUUUAG